Dipodomys ordii (Ord's kangaroo rat) is the source of this 4350-nucleotide messenger RNA. It is a transcript of the gene Cgnl1, whose product is annotated as cingulin-like 1. Bases 96 to 4295 code for a protein of 1399 amino acids. The record is from RefSeq and is a predicted model, not a curated record. NCBI's taxonomy places the organism in Eukaryota, Metazoa, Chordata, Mammalia, Rodentia, Heteromyidae. The transcript is spliced from 19 exons. Gene Ontology annotation, cellular component: myosin complex.
GGCGGCGCCGCGGUGCCUGCUUUCAGGCCGGGCUCUCCGGGUGGCAGAAGGACCGGGACCCAGGAGGGGGCUGGCGGGGGUUGGCCCAGUGAACCAUGGAGCUGUAUUUUGGUGAAUACCAGCACGUGCAGCAGGAAUAUGGUGUCCACCUGAGACUUGCCAGUGAUGAGGCCAAAUCCUUAAGGAAUUCCCAGCCCUCUAAGACAGGCUCGUACGGCGUCAGUAUCAGGGUCCAAGGGAUUGACGGCCACCCGUACAUUGUCCUAAAUAACACAGAACGCUGUCUAGCCCGUCCCUCUUUCCCCGACAAUGGCCCAUCGUUUCCAUCUCCCACCAUCCACACCAUGCCUCUCCAUGCCAGCAAUGGGUCCGUACUGAAGGAGUCCGGCUCAGAACUGCAGAUCCCUGAGAACCCAUAUGCCCAGCCCAGCCCCGCGCGACACCUCAAGCCAUCCUCCCUCCACGAGGGCAAGAAUGGCAUUCUGGAACGGAAAGGUGGCCCGGCGAGGCCAUCCCACCUCCUCAACUGCCAGAGACACCCAGAGCUUCUGCAGCCCUACGACCCCCAAAAGAGCCAACACCCUCCUGACAGCCCCUGGCUUACAAAGGUGACAACAGAAGGGACCCCCACUAAGACAUCUUGGACUUGCUUUCCCCCGUGCCCCAGCCCUCCUGGGGAGGACCUGGAUAAGACUGGGGUCACCGCCAUCCGGCUCUGCAGCUCCGUGGUCAUUGAAGAUCCCCAAAAGCAGACCUCCGUGUGUGUGAAUGUCCAGAGCUGUUCCAAAGAUGGGGUGAGAGAGGCCUCCCCCCGCCAUGGGAGCACCUCAGCUUCUCAUAGCCCACAGGGCCACCCUGAAGCCAAGAAAGCCCGGCCCGAUGUCCUUCCUUUCCGGCGACAAGAUUCAGCAGGGCCUGUCCUGGAUGGAGGCCGGUCUCGAAGGUCCUCAUCGGCCUCCACCACGCCCACGUCAGCCAACUCUCUGUACCGAUUUCUACUGGAUGACCAGGAUGCCAUCCACGCGGACCACGUCAAUCGCCACGAAAAUCGCAGGUACAUCCCGUUCUUGCCGGGCACUGGGCGAGAUAUCGAUACCGGUUCCAUGCCCUGUGUGGAUGAGUUGAUUGAGAAAUUUGAUGGGAAAUCCGGGCUCCUACCGAGAAGAGGCAGGUCUGGGAAGCGAGGAAGAAUCAAUCCAGAGGACAGGAAGCGGUCUCGAAGCGUGGACAGCGCCUUUCCCUUCGGGCUCCAGGGCAACGCGGAGUACCUGAGCGAAUUCACCAGGAACCUGGGCAAGUCCAGCGAGCACCUGCUGCGCCCGUCACAGCUGUGUCCGCAGAGGCCUCUGGCCCCGGAGCAGCGUGGCCAGCACAGCGCUAUCCGGGCCGGUGCGAAGCCGCCAGCAGACCCGCAGCCUGCCCAGGGGGCACACCCCGGGCCUCCCCAGCAGCCCCCAGACAGGAAAGUGCCAGAAAACAAAGAGAGUCAGGAAAGCGUGGUGGUAACCCGUGCAUCCUCCUCCCUUCCUGUGCCAAGUAAAAAAGAAGAAAUCAAAACAGCCACUGCGACACUGAUGUUGCAGAGUCGGGCGACGACCACCUUGCCUGACCCUGUGACCAAGAAGAUUUCUGUGAAGUCAUUUCCUUCCAGUACUGAUGCUCAGGCUACACCGGAUCUCUUAAAGGGCCAGCAAGAGCUCACUCGACAAACCAAUGAGGAGACAGCCAAGCAGAUACUCUACAAUUACCUCAAAGAAGGAAGCACAGACAAUGAGGAUGCCACUAAAAGGAAAGUCAACUUGGUCUUCGAGAAAAUCCAAACCUUAAAGUCUCGCGCAGCGGGGAGCACACAAGGAAAUAAUCAAGCUUCCUCAUCUGAACUCAAAGAUCUAUUGGAACAGAAAAACAAGUUGGCUCUAGAACUUGCUGAACUUGAGAAGCAGCUUCAACAAGAAGUCAAGAAUCAACAGAACAUCAAAGAAGAGAGAGACAGGAUGAGAGCGAGCCUGGAGGAGCUUCGAGGCCGCCAUGAGAGCAAGCUGGAAGAGAUUGCGAGGCUGCAGAAGCGACUGGAGGAAAGUGAAGGAGAGCUGCAGAAACACCUGGAGGAGCUCUUCCAGGUGAAGAUGGAACGGGAGCAGCACCAAACAGAGAUCAGGGAUCUGCAGGACCAGCUCUCAGAAAUGCACGAUGAAUUAGACAGUGCCAAGAGAUCUGAGGACAGGGAGAAAGGGGCUCUGAUUGAGGAACUCCUGCAGGCCAAGCAGGACCUCCAGGAUCUGCUGAUCGCCAAGGAGGAGCUGGAAGACCUCCUGAGGAAGCGGGAGCGCGAGCUCACUGCCCUGAAGGGUGCCCUGAAAGAGGAAGUUUCCAGUCACGACCAGGAGAUGGAGAAGCUGAAGGAGCAGUAUGACGCAGAGCUCCAGGCGCUCCGCGAGAGUGUGGAGGAAGCCACCAAGAACGUGGAGGUCCUGGCCGGCCGGAGCAGCGCGGAGCAGCGGCCGGCAGGGGCUGGCCUGCAGGAGAAGGAGCUGGCCGAGGAGAACACGCGGCUCCGGCUCCAGAUCGCAGAGCUGCAGCGCAGGGCGACUGAGCUACAGGAGCAGCUGGAGGCCCGGGGAGGCCAGGAGAUGGAGGCCAAGGAUGCACUCCUUAAGUGCAAGGGUGAAAUGCAGCAGCUAGCGGAGGCCCUUGAGAGUGCCAGGAAGGAGGAAGAGGCGUCCACGGAGGCCAGGAGGGCCCUGGAAAGCGAGCUGGAGAAGGCCCAGAGGGCGCUGAGCCGCACCACGCAGGAGCACAGGCAGCUGUGUGAGAAGCUCCAGGACGAGCCUGAGCAGAAGGAGCAGCUGAGGAAGCUGAGGAGCGAGAUGGAGAGCGAGCGGUGGUGCCUGGACAAGACCAUUGAGAAGCUGCAGAAGGAGAUGGCAGACAUUGUUGAAGCGUCCCGCACAUCCACCCUGGAGCUCCAGAGCCAUCUGGAUGAGUAUAAGGAAAAGACCCGCAGGGAGCUCACAGACAUGCAGAGGCAGCUGAAGGAGAAGACCCUGGAGGCAGAGAAGGCCCGCCUGGCAGCCUCCAACAUGCGCGAGGAGAUGCGCCUCCUGGAGGAAGAGUUGAGGGACCAUCAGCGAUCUCAGGAGGAAGAGCUCAUGAGAAGGCGGCUUCUAGAACAGACACUGAAGGAGCUGGAGUAUGAGCUGGAGGCCAAGAGUCACGUCAAAGAUGAGCGCAGCCGGCUGGUCAAACAGAUGGAGGUCUGGGGUGGGCCACUAGGGGCCUGGGCCUGUUCCUUCAGCUCUGAGGAAGCCCUGGGGUUUUCCUUUUGGUUUAGGCAACCAGAGGUCGCGCAGGUGAAAGCAGAGGAGCCGGGCCCUCUCCCAGCAGCAAGGUACAGGGCGUCCUCACCCGGGAGCGCGCAGAGUCUCGCGGGAAGCACGGGUUCCGAGGGGCUCUGUUUAGGUAGAACGGCAAGCAUUUGUAUAACCAUCUCUGCAAUCCCGGAGAAGCCAAGAACAUCUCAGAAACAAAUUCUGCCCAAGAGGAGACAUCAGAGGCCAGGGACUCUCGGUCAGCCUCCUUCAGGAAGAAUGGAGGUGGCGGGAAUUCAGGACCUACAAGGAAUCAAGUCCCCCGAUUCCCCUAACCUCUGGCUCUUUGCUUUGUUGUUGCAGAUGGAGCAGAUGAGGAGUGAGCUGCUGCAGGAGAGAGCUGUGAAGCAGGACUUGGAGUGUGACAAGAUUUCCCUGGAGAGACAGAACAAGGACCUAAAGAGCCGGAUCAUCCACCUGGAAGGUUCCUACAGGUCCAGUAAAGAGGGGCUGGUGGCACAGAUGGAGGCCAGGAUCACAGAGCUGGAGGACCGUCUGGAGAGCGAGGAGAGAGACCGGGCCAGCCUCCAGCUCAGCAACCGCAGACUGGAGCGGAAGGUGAAGGAGCUGGUGAUGCAGGUGGAUGACGAGCACCUGUCGCUGACCGACCAGAAGGACCAGCUGAGCUUGCGCUUGAAAGCCAUGAAGCGCCAGGUGGAGGAGGCGGAGGAGGAAAUCGACAGACUGGAAAGUUCUAAGAAGAAGCUGCAGAGGGAGCUGGAGGAGCAGCUGGACGUGAAUGAGCACCUGCAGGGGCAGCUCAAUUCCAUGAAGAAGGACCUGAGACUGAAGAAGCUACCAAGUAAAGUGCUAGAUGACAUGGACGACGACAACGACGAUGAUCUGAGCACCGAUGGGGGGAGCCUCUAUGAGGCGCCCCUGAGCUACGCCUUCCCCAGGGACAGCGCCAGCGUCAGCCAGAUCUGAAUCCACUUCCCGGGCUGCUGGACCAGGGCCUCUCACCCGACGCUGCAGCCGCCCA